Messenger RNA from Colletotrichum destructivum, 1025 nucleotides. RefSeq names its product Putative GNAT domain, acyl-CoA N-acyltransferase. The record is from RefSeq and is a predicted model, not a curated record. Gene Ontology annotation, molecular function: acyltransferase activity, transferring groups other than amino-acyl groups. The transcript has 4 exons. NCBI's taxonomy places the organism in Eukaryota, Fungi, Ascomycota, Sordariomycetes, Glomerellales, Glomerellaceae. The coding region runs from base 248 to 958 and encodes 236 amino acids.
UGAGUGCUUAAAGCCACGGGCGGACGCUCGCUUGAGUUGCGUACAGAACCAAUGACUCACCACCAAACAACAACAACAACAACAACGUCAACAACUGAUUCUUCGUGCUCCCGAGCUGUUGAGCAUCUGUUUACGGUACUUCACAGGCAGAAACUCUGCGCAAAUCAAGACUCUGCGUAACUCAAAACUUCGUGCAACUCAAGACUCGGGUAUCAGCAACCAACCACUCGGCAACCACUCGGCAACCAUGGCAAAGUCCCUAGUCACCCUGAUCCCCUGGGACCCCGAGUCCCCCGACCACGUCGCGCGGAUUCUCGACCAGAGGGUGGAGUGCGGCUGGGACUCGGACCAGGUCGACAAGUGGCGGGGUCUGCAGCGGUCGGGCUUCAAGUGCAUGUACUGGAUCGCUUUCGCAAGUGAGGACCCGGACCGUGAUGCAAAAAUCGCAAAGCACAUCUCCGAAUAUCCAAAGGAGAGGCAGCCGAUCCUCGACACCGCGCAGUCCAUCCGCGGCGUCUUCAGGACACCGAGGGAGACACCCUUCCACCCCGUCGGCCACAUCUCGCUCGACAUCGACAACCCGCACGCCAAGCGCCUCAACCUGCCGAUCCCCAAGGAGAACGUGUACUGGAUCAAGAGCCUCUAUGUCUCCUUUGCGCUGCAGAGCGCCGGCAUCGGGCGGGCCGCCAUGGACAUGGUCGAGAGCAUGGCCACGAGCGAGCCGCUCUGCGCGAGGACUCUGAUGCUCGACACCGUCUCCAAGGAAGACCAGCUGAGAAAGGAGUCGGCGGUCGUGGCUGCGGGGAAGCUGCCUGUGACGCCUACGCACGCGUGGUACGAGAGGAGGGGAUACAGGCUCAUCUGGACGGAGAAUAACUUCUACGGCUUCCCGGAGACGGACGGGGACGGCAACCCGGUCAUCAGAAGGACCGUAUUUCUGCGCAGAGAUCUCGUCUAAGCUGUAGUUGAACAACAGGGUAAGAAAGACAAGGGCAAAAAAGAAAUUAAAAAAUUUAAUGACAAAA